Alosa alosa (allis shad) is the source of this 2941-nucleotide messenger RNA. RefSeq names its product alpha-1,6-mannosylglycoprotein 6-beta-N-acetylglucosaminyltransferase B-like. Gene Ontology annotation, biological process: protein N-linked glycosylation. Gene Ontology annotation, cellular component: Golgi apparatus. The record is from RefSeq and is a predicted model, not a curated record. Gene Ontology annotation, molecular function: alpha-1,6-mannosylglycoprotein 6-beta-N-acetylglucosaminyltransferase activity. Lineage: Eukaryota; Metazoa; Chordata; Actinopteri; Clupeiformes; Clupeidae.
CUCUCAACGAAGCAGCAACAUUCUACGAAGUGCAGUGACCAGCACUCCACUGCCUAUAGGUUAGGCUACUGAAAACCUGAAAUGACUGCCUUCACAAUCACUCGCACAGUAUUUCUUUUUUGAGAUACCAAGGACAGAACUUUGUAUUUCCCAUGUUCUAUUUUCCCAAUGAUAAGCGAGUGGCGCUGAGUGGAUGCUGUUUGAAACUCCCGGAGGGCGUUUUGUGCACGUUCUUCAGCCCUGGAACUUGGACAACGGAUCAAGGCUAUUCUCUGCGACUACAUUGUGGGCUAUCCAUUGGAAGUACAUCAAGAUACAUGCGAUAGCCUAUAUGCACGUGUUCGUCUUUUGAAGAAUAUGUUUCAUUCGUCAUGGCGUGUUUUCACUUUGUGGUGUGAUACUUUGGGAAGAUGAUAUCCUCAGGUUCGGACUGCACACUUAUGUCAAGAAGAUGCCUGCUGACAUUCAAACCGUUCAGGAUCUUCGUAGCAGGCAUUGGCUUUUUCAGCUUGUGUUUCCUAAUGACGUCUCUAGGGGGCCAGUUCUCGGCCAAGCGUCUGGGGGACUCUCCCUUCACCCUCCGAGCGGAAGUGCUGGGGGGUCUGGAGUCCCGUGGGGUCCUGAAGAAGAUCAGUGACAUGCUGGAGGUGAUCAUGAAGAGGAUCGACAGCCUCUCCAGACUGGGCAACACCAGCGACGCCCACAGACUAGAUGAGCUGAGCUCCGCCCUGGACAGGUUCCAGCCCAUGGGUCUGGUUGAGCGCAUCCAGGCCAUUGCGCAGAACGUCUCGGACAUGGCCGUGAAGGUGGAGCAGAUCCUGCAGAGGAGCCAGGCUGCCAACAAAGUAAGAGAUGGCUUGGUGGGCCAGUGUGACGUCCCUAAGGAUCCUCAUUACCCCGACUGCUCUAGCAAAUUGGAUUGGAUGCGAGCCCGAUGGACCUCUGACCCCUGUUAUAGCUUCUAUGGAGUGGACGGCUCCGAAUGCUCCUUCCUCGUUUACCUGAGUGAGGUGGAGUGGUUCUGUCCCCCACUGGCCUGGAGGAACCAUAGCAGCAUGCCCACUGCUCAUCCAGCGCCAACUGGACAAGCGGCACUGCGCUUGGACCUGGGGCCACUGCUGGAGCAGGUGGGCACUGGCAAGGAGUCUCUGAGCUUCAUGAGGAGACGCAUGCGCAGGCUGGCGGCACAGUGGGCCUCUGCGGCGCGGCGUCUGGACAGCCGUCUGCGCACACGCAGCAGGCAGCAGAAGAGGAUCCUGGUGCACGUGGGCUUCCUGACGGAGGAGUCUGGGGACAUGUUCAGUCCCAAGGUGCUGAAGGGGGGCCCGCUGGGGGAGAUGGUGCAGUGGGCCGACGUCCUCUCGGCGCUGCACGUGCUCGGCCACAGCCUCAAGGUCUCCUUCUCCGUCAAGGACCUGCAGGGUUUUCUUGGGGUUCCUCCCGGGAGAGGCAGCUGUCCACUGACCGGACCGUUCCCCUUUGACCUGGUCUACACCGACUAUCACGGCCUCCAGCAGAUGAAGCAGCUGAUGGGCCUCUCACUCAAGAAAUACAGGUGUCAUAUGCGGGUGAUUGACACAUUUGGCACAGAGCCUGCCUACAGCCAUGAGCAGUAUGCCACGCACCACAACUACAGGUCUAACUGGGGCUACUGGAACCUGAACUGCAGGCAAUACAUGACCAUGUUCCCCCACACGCCGGACAACUCGUUCAUGGGCUUCGUGGCAGAGGAGCUGAACGAGACGGAGCGGGGAAGUAUCCAGAGGAACAAGGUGGCCACUAUGGCCGUGGUGUACGGCAAAGAGGUCAGCAUGUGGAAGCUGCGGGGAAAGGACAACUUCCUGGCCAUCCUGAACCGCUACAUGGAGAUCCACGGCACUGUCUACUACGAGUCACAGCGCCCCCCGGAGGUGCCGGCCUUCGUCAAGAACCACGGCCUGCUGCCCCAGCAUGAGCUCCAGCAGCUCCUGCGCAAAGCCAAGCUCUUCAUUGGCUUUGGCUUCCCUUACGAAGGGCCAGCCCCUCUGGAGGCGAUAGCCAAUGGCUGCAUUUUCCUCCAGCCCAGAUUCCAGCCCCCGCACAGCUCCCUCAACCAUGAGUUCUUCAGAGGCAAGCCCACAUCAAGAGAGGUCUCUUCCCAGCACCCCUAUGCAGAGCAGCACAUCGGGAGGCCCCACGUUGUGACGGUGGACUUCAACAACUCUCAGGAGUUUGAAGCAGCCAUCCAGAAGAUCAUGAGAACCAAGGUGGAGCCUUACCUGCCCUUUGAGUACACCUGUGAGGGAAUGCUGGAGAGAGUUAAUGCCUACAUUGAGCAUCAGGACUUUUGCCACCCUGAUGCCCCGUUUCCCCCUGUGAACGCCUCAAAGUCCUGGCCGGGCAGUCCCCCCAGCCCCUUCAUGCUGCUGCCCAACACGAGCACACUGGUCUGGGCCCCCAACGUCACAGCGCCGCUCUGCUGGCCACCGCUCUCCGCCAUGCUGCUGCUGCUGGCCCCCGAGGGCCUCUCGUGUGUGCGGGCGUGCCAGGAGGAGAGUCUGGUGUGUGAGCCGGCCUUCUUCCCGUAUGUCAACAACCUGGAGGCGUUAAGCGGGCUGCAGGUGCAGUGUGAGGCUCUAGAGGAGGAGGUGAGCCACCUGUUCCCGGCCGUCUCUCUGGAGGAGGGCGAGUGCUUCAUGCAGAAGGAGCCGCUGCUGUACAGCUGCGCGGGGAAAGGGCCCAAGCUGCGCCGCCUCUGCCCCUGCCGGGACUCCAUCCAGGGCCAGGAGGCACUGUGCAGAGACUGCUUAUGAUGGGGGACCCACCGCACCUGCUCACCACCAGAGGAGGGAAGCUGAGAGGCUAGUUCAGAGCCCGCUGCACCAGUAGGCCAUGAGAAGGAGUCAGUUGCGGAACUACAGAGAGGUCCCGCAGAGGUCCUUGGUCGAGGUUGAUUCGAGGG